AUGACGUCAUGUUGUGUUGACGUGGCCGUGAGCGGCGGUCGCAGGCAGCUGAACAAUACUUAGUAUGUGUCGAAGCUGCGCUCGGCGAUGGCGUGAUUGACGGUUACCUCCCGUAAUCAUGGAUUUAACUGACUGAUUGCUGUUCACUUAUUCAGUGAAGAUGACUAGUCGAGGCCAACACUAUGGCUUCCAGUCGAGUAUCAUGGUUCAACCCGCCAAUGGAGGUCAUGCAUACCUGUUUGGGACCACGGGUUCCGAGAAUGAACAGUCCGAGGAGGACGGGGAGAGCUACGAGCUGCGACCUCGUGGCAGGACUCGGAGGAGCACCUCAAAGGAGAGGAUGGAUGAUAUUGUCUACCUGAGCAGAGACAUCCAGGAGGGUGACACCCUAAACAGCAUUGCCUUGCAGUAUCAUUGCUCAGUGGCCGAUUUAAAGCGCUCAAACAACCUCCUGACCGAGCAGGACUUGUUCGCCCUGCGCUCCGUGAAGAUCCCCGUCAAGCGCUUCAGCAUGCUGACUGAAACUCACAACACUAGACCUCUCAGACAAGCCUCUCCCGCCGAAGCCCGACGCCCGACCCAGAUCUCGGCCUGCUCCGCCUUCCCUAUAGAGUCCUCCACGGACUCGUCCUCUUCCACGGACAGCGUGGAAGGGUUCCUCAUGGAGAAGGACAAGGACAUCGAGCAACUGGUCAAAUCGACGGGGCCGUCGAGGAGCAGCCUCAACGAGGUGGUGUCCUCUUUAACGCUCCAGCCGAAGCAGCCAUCGCUAGGAAAAGUGGAGUACAAAUUUGUGGGAAAAAAGGACCCUUAUUACGGAGCCGACUGGGGCAUGAGGUGGUGGACGGCGGUGGUCAUCAUGCUGGUGGUUGGCAUCAUCACGCCUGUGUUCUACCUACUGUACUAUGAAGUUUUAAUGAAGGCCGAAGUGAGCCAUCACGGGACGCCCACAGAUGUUCCCGGCUACAUGCUUCACGCGCACGACCACGGCCACGCUCACCUCGAAAAAAGUCCCGCAAGAGCUGGACCCACGCAUCAUGCUGCUGGCGAUGUGCCCCAUGAAGCUCCACAAGGACUCAAAGUGGACAGUGCACAACAUGGAAAGACAUGACAAAAGUUGUUUUAAUAUAACCACCCUGAUUCCUAAAUGCAUUUUUGAGCGUGAAAGUCACUUUAGAGCGGUAACACGGAUUUAUACAUUUCUAUUAAUUUAACUGAUCUGGACGUGGUUUCCUCUCAUCCAUGCUGCUGCCUUUAUGUGAGGACACAUUCACCGUUUUGUUGUUCGAAAUGUGGAUAACAAUACAUUUCCAUGACUUGGCUGGGCCUGUAGCACCACAAAGGGUUUAACAUUUUGCUCUCUCGGGUAUGAAAACAGUUGCCAGGUGUCUCAGUAUGCGUUGACAAGCUUUUGUCAAAACAUCCCAAUGCUCAAGAAUUCUUACUCACACCCUAGAUUUUGCCAAUGGCGAGUCGUGCUUUUGUUACCUUGACGACCAGCCCGAGCCUUGCGACGAGCUUUACGUGUGGGAGCAGAUCCGGGAGUGUAGUAAAAAAAAGGGAGCGCCUGUAAAGACAAAAGUGUUUUCACUCAAAGAGGCCGAUCUUCACACCGUGCGAUUGUGACACAUGUACACCACCAGACACUGUUUGCAACUUCACCAAGCAAUCAAGUAUGGGCCGGUUACCAGAAGCUAACACUGUUAGCUAAUGCUAAUCGUCAAGUCCAAUGACACUCAGUGCAGCUCUGCUUACCUCUUGGCUUUCACAUGAUAGCAGGGGGGUGGUAGUGCCUCUCUGGAUGAUCAUUUUUCUGACAAGCUGGAUUUUAGGACAGACUAGCAGCCAGUCAAGGCUAGCGCCAUCGGUUUGGAUGUGGAUAUUAUGUAAAUUAGAUAACAGCUCCAAAGAUCCACUGACAAAUUUUCCAUCAUGUCUCAUUUAAAAAGAUUUUAUUUCUUUAUCCAUACCACAUAAUACAUUUGUUGGUGAAAAUGAUUGUCCACAUCGUGUUAACGUUUGGAUUUAAUUAAUAUAUUUCAGGACUAUUGUGCCAUUGUACAUUAUUAGUAUUGAACGUCUUUAAUUGGUCUGGAGAGUACUGCAUUAAAAAAAAGCCCAGUGAAAAAAUUCAGAGUUGCACAGAAUCCCCACAAUAUGAGGAUUUUUUUUUUGUGUGAAAGUCCUUUUACUUCACCACUUGUGUAGAUUUUGGAAAAUCGUUCUCUGACAGUAUGUGCCUUUUAACCUGUGUCAUUUUGCUUCAAGGUUGGAGAAUAAAUAAAUCUAUUUUCAAAUAUUG
Hippocampus zosterae (dwarf seahorse) is the source of this 2302-nucleotide messenger RNA. RefSeq names its product LysM, putative peptidoglycan-binding, domain containing 3 (gene lysmd3). Gene Ontology annotation, biological process: Golgi organization. The transcript has 3 exons. Gene Ontology annotation, cellular component: Golgi apparatus. The record is from RefSeq and is a predicted model, not a curated record. The coding region runs from base 161 to 1111 and encodes 316 amino acids. Lineage: Eukaryota; Metazoa; Chordata; Actinopteri; Syngnathiformes; Syngnathidae.